AUGGGUAUCAUGAACGGGGAUAUAGAAAUUGACUCACAAUUUUUGGGAACGUCUCAAAAUACUCCUGUGUCAGUUUCUGAUUCUCCACCUCCACCUCCACCACAAGUUGAAAAUGCUUCUUCUACAAAAGGAAAACGGGGCUCUAACUUUAGUUACAAUACAUCUGGUACCACACGUAUUGUUAUCUCCUUGCUAAGUCGUUGGGGAACAAUUAGUGAAAAGACAAAUAAGUUUGCUGGUUGUAUGGCUCAAGUUAACGCACUUCAUCAAAAUGGUAUAACUGAAGAAGAUAAGAUUACCAAUGUGAAGGCUUUGUAUUUAGAGAAGCACAAGAAACCCUUUCUUCUUGACCAUUGUUGGCUCAUGUUAAAGGACCAACUAAAGUUUGCCGAUCCUAACAAUGCUAGAUCGAGAUCAUCCGUGCCUCCAACUUCGGAGUCAAUAUCUAUUAGUGAAGGGGAUUGUGGGUCUAGACUUGGUGACACUUCCAAUUUUGAGAGACCUAUUGGUAGGAAGGCCGAAAAGGCCAUCCGAAAGAAAAAAGCUAUUGGAAAAGAUGUAGGAGAAUAUUUGAACAAGAAAUUGAAAUUGAUUGAGGAUGUAACUCGGUUGGAAGAGGAAAAAAUGUCUUUUGAGAGGGAAAAACUUGUGAUUGAGAAGGAAAGUAGGGAAGAAAAACUUAAGAUUGAGAAGGAAAGAAUUAUGAUUGAGAAGAAAAAAUUUGAGCGGGAAGAAAGCUUAGACUUUAAUGUAUUUUGUAGUGGCUUAUGUCACUUGAUGAAUUAUCUUAAACUAGAUGUUGCAUCCAUGAAUCACUAUUUGUUUUGCAAGUUCCUUCUUGAUGACUCAGAUGAAGAUGAGAUAAUCGAAGAACUUGUUAUGGAAACAUCACAACCUAAAAUUCAUCGUCGUUCUAUCCAACGUAAUCAUUUGGUAAAAGCUCAUGACUUUUACUUUGUCCAAAAAAGAAAUAGUGCCAACAGACUUGAAUACUUGAGAAAGCCAAAUAAUGAAGACAUUGCUAGAUUGUUAGCUCACGGCGAACGCCGAGGUUUUCCAGGUAUGUUAGGUUUAAUUGAUUGCAUGCAUUGGAAGUGGAAAAAUUGUCCAUCUGCAUGGAAAGGUCAAUAUUGUGGUCAUAUUCGUGAGCCUACUAUUAUUUUGGAGGCAGUAACAUUAUAUGAUCUUUGGAUAUGGUAUGCAUUUUUUGGGUUACCUGGGUCAAAUAAUGAUAUUAAUGUGUUAGAGCGAUCUCAUGUAUUUAAUGAAUUUGCUGAAGGACGUGCUCCUAUAAUACAUUACUCAAUUAAUGGUCAUAACUACACUAUAAGAUAUUACCUUGCUGAUGGCAUAUAUCCAAAGUGGGCAACAUUUGUAAAAACAAUCUCAGCUCCACAAAGACAGAAGUAUAAAUUAUUUGCCGCAGCCCAAGAGGCGUAUAGGAAGGAUGUUGAGCGUGCAUUUGGAGUGCUUCAAGCACGUUUCGCAAUUGUUCGUGGACCUGAACGAUUUUUUCAUCUUGAAACACUCAAAAAGAUCAUGAAAGUGUGCAUAAUUCUCCAUAACAUGAUUGUUGAAGAUGAGUGCGAAGAUAAUGAAGUGGUAGACUUGGAUUAUGAACAAAAUGAUGGAGUGGAUAAUCCUCCUCUGCAAAUGUUACGUGAACAAAGUGAUGAAUUUUUGUCAUACAUUGAGAGGCACAGAUGCAUUAGAGACCGAGAAAUUCAUUUUCAACUCCAAUCGGACCUUAUUGAACAUUUAUGGCAAUUGCAAGGCGAGUCGUAG
This is a messenger RNA of Quercus robur (English oak), 1785 nucleotides long. RefSeq lists its product as uncharacterized. The transcript has 7 exons. The record is from RefSeq and is a predicted model, not a curated record. The coding region runs from base 1 to 1785 and encodes 594 amino acids. NCBI's taxonomy places the organism in Eukaryota, Viridiplantae, Streptophyta, Magnoliopsida, Fagales, Fagaceae.